AAAAGAACACCAAAUUCCUCUCUCUCUCUCUCUCUCUCUCUCUCAUGCUCAUAUUCCUCUGCCUCUCUCCUCUGUUUCUCACACCUCAUAAGUAUGUUGAAUCUCCUUUUGUCCUCGCCCCUCUCUCUGUCUCUCUCUGUCUCCUCUCUCAUCUCAUGAACUCAAUAUAGUUAACACCAACCCAUGAAAGUGAAAAGGGAAGAGGGGUAGUGAAGAAGAAGAGAUGGAGAAGAGCAGGUGUGGUUGCUGGGCUGUUCUGAGACGCACCUCCUCUGCCUCAAGAGACUCUGCCAAUUCCAUUCCUCGUACCAGCACAGUUUAUGAUGCAGCUGAGACACGAUACCUCAAUGCGAGCAACCGCGAGAUGUAUCCUCCUAAUGAAGCUCGCUUAUCCUCUGAUAUGCCCGAGCCACCAGUGGCAGAUAAUAAACCCAAGUGCCAGCUUCUCCAGUUCACUUUUCAGGAGCUAAAAUCUGCGACUGGGAACUUCAGGCCGGAUAGUAUUCUUGGGGAGGGGGGAUUUGGUUAUGUCUUCAAAGGGUGGAUUGAGGAGAACGGUACGGCGCCCGCAAAACCUGGUUCAGGAAUUACAGUUGCAGUCAAAAGCUUGAAGCCAGAUGGUCUCCAGGGGCACAGAGAAUGGAUGGCCGAAGUCGAAUUUUUGGGACAGCUUCACCAUGCCAAUCUUGUUAAGCUCAUUGGCUGCUGCAUCGAAGAUGAUCAGAGGUUGCUUGUCUAUGAGUUUAUGACCAGGGGAAGUCUUGAAAAUCAUCUUUUCAGAAGAGCUGUGCCUCUUCCAUGGUCCAACAGGAUAAAGAUUGCCCUCGGCGCAGCAAAAGGAUUGGCCUUCCUGCACGGGAACCGCAAACCUGUCAUUUACAGAGAUUUCAAGACUUCAAAUAUUUUGCUUGAUUCGGAGUACAAUGCAAAGCUUUCGGAUUUCGGUUUGGCGAAAGCCGGGCCACAGGGAGACAAAACUCAUGUUUCUACUAGAGUUGUGGGGACAUAUGGCUAUGCUGCUCCAGAAUAUGUAAUGACAGGUCAUUUGACGUCGAAAAGUGACGUCUAUAGCUUUGGCGUUGUGCUUCUCGAGAUCCUAACGGGUAGAAGAUCAAUGGACAAGAAACGUCCCAGCGGAGAACAGAACCUCGUCACGUGGGCCCGACCCCAUUUGGGGGACAAGAGGAAGCUUUACCAGCUGGUUGAUCCGCGCCUCGAACUGAACUACUCAAUCAAAGGAGUCCAGAAGGUGUCUCAAUUAGCCUACCACUGCCUCAGCAGGGAUCCCAAGUGCCGCCCCACGAUGGACGAAAUCGUCAAGGUGCUCACCCCAUUACAAGACCUCAACGACCUCGCAAUCUUGUCUUGCCACUCACGGUCAUAUCAACAAGGAAGGCGCAAAAAAAAGCCGGACCCGAUUCAGCAGCGGAGUUACGUCCAGACCAAAAGCAUUAGAGAUUCUCCCCUGAACACCGGCAAGCAGAACUCGAAGUGACGAGUCAGCUGUUCCCUUUCCUUCUGAUUGAUUCGAGUACUAUUGUAAGUUUGGUUUUUGUACUAGAAUGUUUGGUCCUAAUUAGUGCCGGAUUGAGAAAGAAAAAGGAAGACGGAAAAGUGCUUUCCGGUUCUUCUUCCACGAUCUCUCAUGCUAGAGAAACUAACCUUGGGAUAUCCCCGCGAGUUCUGUAUUGUAGUUGAGUUUUACAUCUGUAAUUAGAUGAACGAACCCCGUUGUUCUCCGCAA
Molecule: messenger RNA, 1744 nt
Organism: Syzygium oleosum
Lineage: Eukaryota; Viridiplantae; Streptophyta; Magnoliopsida; Myrtales; Myrtaceae
Product: serine/threonine-protein kinase PBL35-like
Exons: 6
Coding region: 224-1495 (423 amino acids)
Biological process (GO): protein phosphorylation
Molecular function (GO): ATP binding; protein kinase activity
Source: RefSeq, a predicted model, not a curated record